GAAUAACCUUUGACCUCAAGUCCAACAUGGCGACUUCCAUGCUACACAGUGUGCGGUUAUCAAGUGGUACUGCAGUACAGAGACUGUUUCUCACUCCAUGUCGUACCAGACCACGAGGAUGUGUCAGUGUUAUACAAGUCUUUCACAGAUCAUGGAGUGAGACCACAGGGUACCAACCUAGACAGAAGGGAUGGUGGCGCAAGUACCUCGGGAUCACAGUCGGUGUUGGGGUCGCUGUUGCUGUUAUUCGUCCUCGAAAGUUCAAUCAAUAUGUUGAAAACACCUACAAGAAAUUGCCUUUGGAAUCAUUCUCAAGACUGUGUGGUCGGUUGUCCCGGAUUGAGCUUUGGAGCUGGUUACAAGUGCGAGUACUCAGACUCUAUGUUAACAUGUUUAAGGUAGAUUUGAGUGAAGCAGCGGAUGAAGACCUCACACAUUACUCUAGUUUGGGCGAAUUUUUUCGACGUCCGCUAAAACCGGGAGCACGUCCAAUUGAUGAGAACCAUGAGCUGACCUGCCCAUCGGAUGGUAAAAUAUUACAUUUUGGUGUGGUCAAAGAUGGAAAACUGGAACAGGUAAAAGGGGUGACAUAUUCUCUGAGGCAGUUUUUUGGACAUUCAACGUGGAUAAAUGGCCCGCUAACAAACAACAUGCAUUACAUAUCAGAUGAGGAUUACUAUAAAAGCCUACACAUCCGUCCGGGUAACGCUUUGUAUUACUGUGUUGUGUACCUAGCUCCUGGGGACUACCAUAGGUUCCAUUCCUCAGUCGACUGGACCAUCACAUUCAGGAGACAUUUCCCAGGAAAACUGCUAAGCGUAAGGCCAUGGAUUGCCGAGUGUGUGAAGGACCUGUUUAACUAUAAUGAGAGGGUGGUGUACCUAGGCACGUGGAAACAUGGACUGUUCAGCUACGUCCCUGUAGGGGCCACAAACGUGGGCUCUAUCAAAAUCUACUGUGAUGAGGACUUGGCCACAAACAAAGCUGAGAACAAACGAAAAGAAAGCAUAGACAAAUCAUUCUGUGAUGGAGGAAAUUCUGGUGUGAAGGUUAAAAAAGGUGAAAUGUUUGGUGAAUUCAAUAUGGGCUCUACUGUUGUGUUGGUGUUUGAGGCUCCUCAGGAUUUCCAGUUCACGUGUAAAACCGGACAGCAAGUGAAGUGUGGCAUAGCCCUGGGAAACGAUGAAUUAUUGACCGUUGAAAAUAAGCAACAAAAAACGAAAAGUUGAUAGAAGGAAUAUCAACACAUAGAUGCUGUAUAUUAAAACGUUUGUCAAAUUUUGUACAUAUACACAUAAUGAUUGAAAAAUGUUUUGAUAGUUUUGAGUAUACAAGUAUUUGAUUUUCUUCCUGAAGAAAAUUUGACUCAUUUUUUUCAAUUAAAAAUUGGAUAAGUGUAGAACUGUACACUAGUUGUGAAAACAUGUAUUAAAAUAUUCUGUGAUAUUUAUGAAUGACAAUGAAGAUUUUGAUUUUUCUGACAGUAAAUGUACACUCAAUUUAGUAAUUAAGAAAAUGGGAUUAUGAGUGUUGACAGGUCUGUUGUGGGUACGCACAUAUGCCAUUUUAUAUUACCUCUCUGGGUAUUCUACAAGUAUGGCCUGUGCUAUCCUCCAACUUUGAUGAUUUUAACACUUAAAUGGAAUAUGUAUAUACAAUUCACAUCCAUGUAUGUACAUUUUGUAUAUCAUCUAAUAUAAGAUUUAUCACUGAUCAUGUCAGGGUGUAUCAGACCGACCAUCAUGGUGCCAUUGGAAAUUCUUUUUUAAGGACGUGGAUGUGACACAGUAGUAUAAGUUGGGGGUAUUUCUGGCUUGGCGAUUAGGCAACGCAGAUUGUGUGUUUGAGGCCCAGUGAGGGCACAAGCUAUUAAAUUGUCUUCCUUCAUCAUUUGUGUUACUAUGUUAUAUACACACGUGUAUCUAAUCAUCAACACAAUGUAUAAUAUGCACUAAGUGUUGUUUAUCCGAUGAUAAAGAUUUGAAAUUCC
Messenger RNA from Pecten maximus, 1990 nucleotides. Its product is annotated as phosphatidylserine decarboxylase proenzyme, mitochondrial-like. Gene Ontology annotation, cellular component: mitochondrion. NCBI's taxonomy places the organism in Eukaryota, Metazoa, Mollusca, Bivalvia, Pectinida, Pectinidae. The record is from RefSeq and is a predicted model, not a curated record. Bases 27 to 1229 code for a protein of 400 amino acids. Gene Ontology annotation, molecular function: phosphatidylserine decarboxylase activity. The transcript has 7 exons. Gene Ontology annotation, biological process: phosphatidylethanolamine biosynthetic process.